CAAAAGGCUCUACCGGGACUGCACUCACUGUGACAUUUUGAUCGGAAGUGCUGUAAUAUGGACGGAGGAAUGAGAAAGAAAGUCACAGGAUCUGUCUUCCACCGACGUAAGACUUCUGCUGUGAGCUAGGCGUUGUUGAUAGCCCAUGCCUGUCAACCCAGCACUUGACACCUGGGAGCCGGAGGAUCAGCUCUAGGUCCUUCUUGGUUAUUUACUAAAUUCGAAGCCAGCCUGGGCUACUUGAGACCUUGCCUAAAACACAGAGCCGUGUGAAUUACAUCUGUAACCCCAGAAGUUUGGGAAGUAGAGACAGGAAAAUCACGAAUUUUCGGCAACAGAGCAAGUUCGAGAGCAGCCCAGGAAGGGAUUCCCAAAAGACCAUAACCGAGAGCUAUGCAGUUCAACAUUCGGCCCUAUUUCCUUCUCCCCCCUCAUGUUUUCCCCCGGAGGACAAUAACAUUAGAACCUCUUCCGGCCGAGGAAACAUGGCAGCGACCUACAGUAGGGACCACAUUUGGGACCGGACCACAUGGCUCUUCCGCUUGCAUCCCAACUUCUGGAUAAUGUACUGCUGAGUGCCAGCCAUGGGGUCUUCGGGUCUGGCUCGACUGCAGGGGCUCUUCGCGGUCUAUAAACCUCCCGGGCUGAAAUGGCUGCACGUGCGGGAAACCGUGGAGCUGCAACUGCUGAAAGGUCUCAAUGCAGCGAAGCCUCCGGCUCCUGAGCAGCGUGUUCGCUUCUUGCUAGGCCCCGUGGAAGGCAGUGAAGAGAAGAAGUUGACUCUCACAGCCACGAGUGUGCCCACCCUUGCCACCCACAGACUCGUACGUGGCCCAGCGUUUACCAGCCUGAAGAUUGGUGUUGGACAUCGCUUGGAUUCCCAGGCUUCUGGUGUGCUGGUGCUCGCCGUGGGACAUGGAUGCAGACUCCUCACCAACAUGUAUGAUGCUCACCUCACCAAGGCUUACACAGUGCGCGGCUGCCUAGGCAAGGCUACAGACAACUUCUGUGAAGAUGGGCGGCUGAUAGAGAAGACCACAUACGACCAUGUGACCAGAGAACAGUUGGACCGAAUCCUGGCUGUAAUCCAAGGCUCCCACCAGAAGGCACUGGUGAUGUACUCCAACCUGGACCUGAAGUCCCAGGAGGCCUAUGAGAUGGCUGUGCAAGGUGUGAUCCGGCCCAUGAACAAGUCCCCGAUGCUCAUCUCUGGCAUCCGCUGCCUGCACUUCGCACCUCCUGAGUUCCUUUUAGAGGUGCAGUGUAUGCACGAGACGCAGCAGCAGCUGAGGAAGCUGGUGCAUGAAAUCGGCCUGGAGCUGAAGACCACCGCUGUCUGCGUGCAAGUGCGACGCACUCGGGACGGCUUCUUCACGCUGGACGACGCCCUCCUGAGAACCCAGUGGGACCUACACAGCAUCCAGGAUGCCAUCCAGGCUGCAGCCCCCCGGGUGGCAGCAGAGCUGAAAAAGAACUUGAGACUAAGGCUGGGCCACCGGUAGCUCCCCAGUGCUGGGCAGCCUUGGUGCUUCGAGGACCCAGACUCCGCUUUGGAGGUGGAAAGCUAUGCAGGGCAGGGAAUGCCCAGAUGUAGGUGGGCAAAGACAAAGGCUCUUUACAGGACAGAGCUGAUGACCAUGCAGAGAGUGGCAUUAAGGGCCUGAGCAGUGCCCACGCCUGUCAUGCCAGAGAAACACAAAGGGGAAAAAGGGAUCGUCUACUUGAGACACAGACUGACUGCAGAGUUAGUCUGGCUGUGGUGGCCGGACCUGUCAUCUUGGCUAUUUGGGAAGCUCAGGCUAGAAUCUUGACAGUUCAGAGAAACCCUUUCUCAAAAAUCAGAUCAGAGUCAGGCAUGAUGACUCAGACCAGGAGUUCAAGGCCAUCCUUGGUCUGUGCUGCUUCCAGUGUUUAGCUUUUUGGAGAGCUGGGCAGUGUCACCUCAACACCUAGUGCCUGCUGGUGAUUUAUUCAGAUUCCUAUGACUGAUGAUUGGGAUGUGUUAUCCCCUGGGGAAAAAUCGUCACUGUUUCAGGGUGGUGUCUCACACCUGUGAUCUCAGUACUACUCAGCGUGUGACACCAGCCUGGACUACUCUUUCUGGAGACUUUGUAGUGCACAUCAGUAUUUAAUCCUGCAGGAGGAUCAGGAAUUCAAGGUCAUCUUUGGUUGCAUUCUAGGCUACAUGAAACCCAUCUCCAAAAUAAAAAGCCCAAAAUUACUUUGAAAA
This is a messenger RNA of Arvicola amphibius (Eurasian water vole), 2230 nucleotides long. RefSeq names its product TruB pseudouridine synthase family member 2 (gene Trub2). The coding region runs from base 585 to 1502 and encodes 305 amino acids. NCBI's taxonomy places the organism in Eukaryota, Metazoa, Chordata, Mammalia, Rodentia, Cricetidae. Gene Ontology annotation, biological process: RNA processing; pseudouridine synthesis. The record is from RefSeq and is a predicted model, not a curated record. The transcript has 8 exons. Gene Ontology annotation, molecular function: pseudouridine synthase activity; RNA binding.